This is a messenger RNA of Momordica charantia (bitter melon), 552 nucleotides long. RefSeq lists its product as uncharacterized. Lineage: Eukaryota; Viridiplantae; Streptophyta; Magnoliopsida; Cucurbitales; Cucurbitaceae. The record is from RefSeq and is a predicted model, not a curated record.
AUGAACCCCAAAGCCAUGGAUUCGGCCGACAUGCUCCUCAUGGGGCUCGAAUUUUCCCACAAACCCGGCGUUGACCUAAUUCGGAAUUGCGAUCUCCCGCCGCCGCAGAAGAUAUUCACGGGCAUGGCCAGAGUUAAAGAUCGGGAGCGGGAUGAGGCGGAAUCCGGCGGCGUGGAGGAGAAAUUGGAGCUACUGAAGGCUCUGAGGCUGUCGCAGACGCGGGCGAGAGAAGCGGAGAGAAAGGCCGCGAAAUUGAUGGAGGAGAGGGAUUGUAUCAGUAGGGCUUUCGAAGACGAGGCCAGAUUGAUUUUCUUUUACCGCCAAUCGGUGAAGUUGCUGCAGCUUCGGCUCUCCAAUUUGCAGAAAAUGCACGACGAGGAAGAGAGCAGGAGAAAUGGGGAUUCCGAUGCGCCGGCGGCCGGCGGCGGAGGCGGCGGCGAAGCUAUGAAAUGGGUUUGGGCUUUGGCAAUUUGCUUCACUGUUGUGGGAGUGGGCUUUCUCUACGGCUACACCUGUAAUGUCGAUGAAGACCCAAUUCUUAACCAGAGAUGA